Nicotiana attenuata is the source of this 2920-nucleotide messenger RNA. Its product is annotated as kinesin-like protein KIN-10A. Gene Ontology annotation, biological process: microtubule-based movement. Gene Ontology annotation, cellular component: microtubule; kinesin complex. The record is from RefSeq and is a predicted model, not a curated record. NCBI's taxonomy places the organism in Eukaryota, Viridiplantae, Streptophyta, Magnoliopsida, Solanales, Solanaceae. The transcript is spliced from 6 exons. Gene Ontology annotation, molecular function: ATP hydrolysis activity; ATP binding; microtubule motor activity. The coding region runs from base 191 to 2704 and encodes 837 amino acids.
UCAAAAAAAAAAACAUCCAAAAUAUACAAACUUUUGUUCUUUCAAUUCAUUCACUCACUUUCCUCUUCUCUCUCUCUCUCCAUUUCCCUCUCUUCCAUUUUAAGCUGAAACAAAUUCUCAAUCCUCAGAAGAAAAACAAAGCAGAAUCUUGAAUUUUCCUUCUUGAAUUCAAGCUAUUUUUACUUCUCUAAUGGCGCCAACGCCUUCGUCGAAAAAUCCAAGAACCCCAACUCCAUUUUCACGAUUAAAUCAAACCCAAAUACCCAAUUCAAGAACACCUCAAUCUAAGCACCGUUUAAAUUUCACCACAGCAGCUGCAGCAGAACACCCCAUUGAGGUAAUAGGGCGAAUUCGUGAUUAUUGUUCAGAUAAAAAUAAAGAAAAGGCCUUAUCUUUAUUACAUAUUAAUCCUGAUCGUGAGUCGUUGAGAGUUAAAACCGAUAAUGGAUACAGAGAUUUUACCCUAGAUGGUGUGUCAUUAUCUGAAGAAGAAGAUCUUGACGAUUUUUACAAGAAAUUCGUGCAGUCGAGAAUUAAUGGAGUUAAAUUAGGAGAGAAAUGUACAAUUAUGAUGUAUGGACCGACGGGUGCUGGAAAAAGUUAUACAAUGUUUGGGAGUAAUAAACAGCCUGGAAUUGUGUAUAAAUCUUUAAGAGAUAUAUUGGGUGAUGGAAAUGAAGAAAAUGAUGAAAAUGGUGUUGGGAUUUUUGUGCAAGUUACUGUUUUGGAGAUAUAUAAUGAGGAAUUAUAUGAUUUGUUGUCUUCUAAUAAUGGUGGAGGAUUUGGUUUUGGUUGGUCUAAGGGCAAUGCUUCUAAGGUGAGACUUGAAGUUAUCGGUAAAAAGGCCAAAAAUGCAACUUUUAUUUCUGGUAAUGAGGCUAUAAAGAUAUCAAAGGAGAUACAGAAAGUGGAGAAGAGAAGAAUAGUGAAAAGCACUUUGUGCAAUGAGCGGAGUUCUCGCAGCCACUGCUUGAUAAUUCUUGAUGUUCCAACAGUAGGAGGUCGGUUAAUGCUUGUCGACAUGGCUGGUUCUGAGAAUAUAGAACAAGCUGGUCAAACUGGCCUAGAAGCAAAAAUGCAGACUGGAAAAAUCAAUCAGGGAAACAUUGCUCUUAAAAGGGUGGUCGAGUCCAUUGCCAACGGUGAUUCUCAUGUUCCAUUCCGAGACAGCAAGUUAACCAUGCUCUUACAGGAUUCUUUUGAGGAUGACAAGUCAAAAAUUCUCAUGAUACUGUGUGCGAGCCCGGACCCUAAAGAGCUCCACAAAACCAUCUCUACUCUAGAGUAUGGCGCCAAAGCGAAAUGUAUUGUCCGUGGCCCUCAUACACCGUUGAAAGAGAAAGGCGCAGAAGAUUCCUCAUCGGCAGUUGUUCUGGUGUCGAGAAUUGCAGCUAUGGAUCAGUUCAUUUGCAAGCUGCAAAUGGAGAACAAACUCAAAGAGAAAGAGUGUAAUGAAGCUAAGAGAAAGAUUAUGAAGAAAGAAGAAGAAAUUGCUACACUAAGGUCUAAGCUUGAAUUAGCAGUAGUACAUGGAGGAGUGGAGAAAACUGAGGAGGAUAUCAUCGUUAAAGUUAAUGAGCGGACUCGGAUGUUGAAACAUGAGUUCGAAAAGAAGAUACAACAAUGUCAGCAAACGGCAAAUGAAUUUGUAGAGACGGAAAGGAGGAAGAUGGAAGAAAGAAUGUUCGAACAGCAACAAGAGUUCGAAAUGCUCAGGAGGCGCUUGGAGGAGAUCGAGGCUGAGCUUUGGCGUUCAAGGGUUGACGACAACAGAUCGAUUGAAGUGGAGGAGGAGAACAGUUUCGCGAAAAGGCUGCUGGAUAGUUAUUCUGAAGAUGCAGGAAUGGUGAAAUCUAUGGAUUUGGACAGAUCUAUCGACAUGGACUCAGGAAAGCGGGACACAGUGGUCUAUAAUUCAAGAGAAGUUGAAGAUCCUUCUAUCUUAUUGCAACAUUUUACCAACAAAUCGUGCUUGUACACUGUAUUUGAGGAUGAAGAAGAAGACGAAAGCGACGUUAGUGAGGGGGACAAAGAGAAUCCUCAUGUUGAGGAGGUGCAAAAAGAAGUUAUUGAGGAAAAGACGAUAUGUUCUGAUGAUCUUUCUAGUGAUGCAGCAGCCCCGUCCAGAAAAGAGUUAAUUCAAAAUAUAUUCAAACUUUGUGGAAAUUCUAGAGAACUUUCUCAGCAGUGUAGAACACCGGUUCCUGCAGAAAAGAAAGUUAAAGUCGCUGAAUCGAAAUCACCUCCAGUUAAGGAAAUUGGAGAGGAUUCACCUAUACGAAAAUGUCAUAAUGAUUCAAAGGAGAACUUCAACCCAACAUUUGAAAGCAUAGGCGCUGCUGAUCUGGAAGUGCACGUGAAAUGGGAAGCUGCGUCGUUAAAGGAAAAUCCUGAGUUAAUCACCACACUAAAAGUUGUUAAAGGUUCAACUUUAGCUGAUUUGCGCAAGCUGAUUGAGAUAUAUCUUGGUGCUGAUAAUCAAGCACUCAAUUUCCUGGACAUGUCUGGUGCUCCAGUGCCUAAAGAACAGGAGGCAAUCACACGAGUAAGUGAGCUGCCGAGGUUCAAUAACCAGUCGAAUGGACACCUAGCUUGUUUGCAGCCAGUGAAGGGAACCGAGCUGCUGCAUUACCUGCCAUUUACUCCAUUGGAAAAUAAGCUUCCAUUGACUUUGAAAUCACAUGGUAUAGAGGCAGGUAUUUGAUUUUUGCCUAAAGCAGGCGAGCCACCGGAGUUGCCCUUUGUCGUCACUAUCAAAAGAUAUCUCAGUGACUAAUUAGUUGAUUUGUAUAAAUUUGUGAGCACAUAAGUAAUCUUGUGCUCAAAUAUAUGUGUUGUUUUGCUCUGAAAUACACUUGCAAGAUUGAGCAUGUAAGUAUUUGGUUUUACUCUGGAGUAAACCUGUAUUCAUAUGCCCAAA